UUGUAUAUGGUCCUUGAAUGUUGGGUCAGGUGUGGAUCCAAGUAAAACCCCCACUCUCCUUGGCUCCUGAUCAUUGUUCCAAGGCGACUUUACACUAUCCUGGCAGCCUACAGGGGCCUUCACAUGGGAGUAAAAUUACACUUGCACUCACUCUACAGUUGCUUUAUAUUACUGGAGCAAAAAGGAAAAUGAAGUCCUAAUGUGUCAAUCUUGUAUUUAAACAUUUUUUUUUCAGUGUACCUUUGAGAAGAUGCUGCUUCCUUCUAGAGCUGCUCUUCCUUCUAUAGAGCUGUUACCCUGCUCUUUUUGUAAUUUAAUAUGUAUUGCUCCUGUAAAAUAUUUGUGCUGUCAUAAUUACAGCUGGAACUAAACAGCUACUUAGAACACACAGUUUUUUUCCAGCUUUCAAUCUGUUUAUUUUGAGUUUGUUUCCUGCACAGGUGGGAAGAAGCUGGAUGACAUUCUCUGUAAGGAAGGUGAGCAUGAGAUGGAUGUUCCCUUAUCUUGCUCCAAGGACCUUGUGUCACAGGGCAGAGACCCAUCAAAAGAAUUUUGACAGAAACUGAACAUUUUGCAGAAGCCCCUCGGAUCUGAUGUAAUUUUUGUGAGAGGGGGACUUGAUUAUAAGAUCUGUAACACAGCUACUGCUAUAGGAAUGUGGCCAGAUCUGGGUAGCCUUAAAUCAGCACUGGUCAGCCCAGGCACUCACAGGACACUACCUGAACAGCCACAGGCUACCUCCGUCACAGCAGUUAGUUACCAAAACAGCGGGGCCCAUUUUAUAAAUUGACUCAUGCAGUUUGCAGUCAAGGGCCGAGGAAUUCACUUCCAUUAACAUUGCAAAAUUUGUUUUACCAUCUUUUAAAACUUUUCUCUAUGGAUAAAAUCUAGUUAUGUUCAUCCUGCUCAAACAUGCCUUUUUACUUUGUAAUGACAGAAAUCCAGGCAUAAGUCUCCAGACAGUCAGGCAUCAGAAUACCAUGCUUUUGACUCAUUCAAACUAUUCAUCUCUAGUAUAGGCCACAGCAGCUCUUCUCAACCAGAGCGCUGUGGCCCCCUGGAAUGCCUUAAGAUCCUUUAAAUAAAGCAACAGGUGCCUUACAGUGUGAGCCCUAUUAGAUAUACAAACAUGAUUCACAAGAUAAACCCAGAGAUCCAUAGGGUCAAAAACAUUCCUACUUGUGGUCAUUUCUGGUUUUUGCAAUAAAAGAAUUGCCUGAUUAUUUUUUUGGAAUUGAGAAAAAAAAAAAGAGUGAAAACUAAGAGGCAGGAUUUUCUGAGUUCAAUAGUCUAACAGUGUCAGGAACCACCAGCCUAGAUUCUUUCAUUCUUCUUUUGCCCAGGUGCGAAGAAUUGCAGGGAGCUGUUAGCCAGAGGAUACGUGCUGAGUGGCUGGUACACCAUCUACCCCCAGGACUGCAAGGCCAUGACUGUAAUGUGUGACAUGCAUACAGAUGGUGGUGGGUGGAUUGUUUUCCAGAAACGGGUGGAUGAUUCAGUGGAUUUUUUUCGGGACUGGAAUUCAUACCAGAAAGGCUUUGGCAGCAGGCUGACAGACUUCUGGCUGGGAAAUGACAACAUUCACCUGCUGACAUCACUUGGUACCAAUGAGCUGCGCAUCGACCUCGAAGACUUUGAAAACCACAAGACUUUUGCUAAGUACAGCUCAUUCAAGAUUUCAGGAGAGUCUGACAAGUACAAGCUGACUCUAGGGGACAUGGUUGCUGGUGAUGCAGGUAGGUGGGGUACACGUGAGGGAUAAUACUGAGUAGAAACA
This is a messenger RNA of Gavialis gangeticus (Gharial), 1777 nucleotides long. Its product is annotated as ficolin-2-like. Bases 1427 to 1762 code for a protein of 111 amino acids. Lineage: Eukaryota; Metazoa; Chordata; Crocodylia; Gavialidae. The record is from RefSeq and is a predicted model, not a curated record. The transcript is spliced from 3 exons.